UUCGCCAGUGCGACAAUGUUUGCCUAUACUGACAACUGGAAAUGUUCUAUUGGUAUUGUUUAAAUGACGCUGUAAGCCCUGAACACAGCAGUUAUUAUAGCAGUGUUUGCAAGUGGUGACCAUACUAUUUCAAUGGGUUCAUAGUCAGACCGUGUUCUAUCGUACUGACAACAAAAAUGAUCAAAAACAGAGGAUCUGGUCCUUCAAUUAGCAAGCGAACUAUCCUUUGGGAGAAUAUACCACGAAAAACAGACACGGAAAGUUAAUGUAAAAUACAUAUCUUUCGCUCGUAUUGACUAUAGGUUUCACUCUUUUUUCCCACCGACAUCUUCCUAGUUUGAACGAUGUAUCACUUCUGAGGCAAUUGAAUUACUGGAAAACAUGAAGUUCUGAAUCCGCAAUAAUGUCUGGUAACAAUUCAUUUACAGCGCGCUAAUGCUUUUUAGAGGUGAAAGGACACGGAUUUACAACCUGUAAAAGCUAGUUUCAUGUCAACUUUGUAAGCUAAAUAUUUCAUAGUUGUUUGAACAAUUUGGAAUGCUUAGAUUAGGUAUAAAAGGUUUCACUCUCAAACAAGUGGGCCUUAUAUUACAGUUUCAUCUAGCUUUUGCCAAUUAUUUGCAAUCAUAAAGUCAGCUUAGUUGUUGUACUAGAAAAAGUUACGUAAAUGCUAUAAGAAAGGCCUGAAUUAUACCACAUAUCGAAUCAAACGCUAAUGAAAAGGAAAUAUGACUGAACAAGACCAAAGAAACAGAGUUGUAUUUCUCGGCGCUGGCGGUGUCGGGAAAAGCUCCAUUUUGAAAAGGUUUCUGUUCAACACCUAUAGUGAUACUUACCUCGAAACAGUAGAAGACUUGUAUGCUAGGGAAUACACUAUUCAAGGUGCGGAGGUUAUAGUGGAUUUUCUGGACACCGCCGGAAAGUUGGUAUUUCCGGCAAUGAGGCGCCUUUCGAUUACCACAGCCCAUGCCUUCAUUCUAGUAUAUUCGGUGACCAGCUCCGAAACGUUUGAAGAGGUCAAACGCUUGUGGGAAGAGAUCAAGGAAGCAAGAAGUAAUUAUGAGGACUUGCCGUGUGUUGUUGUUGGUAACAAAGUUGACCUUGAGGAUAACAGGCAAGUGGAAAAAUUCGACGCUCUCAACUGGGUUUAUAACGAUGAAAACUGUGGUGCGUUUGUCGAGGUAUCUGCUAAAAACGACGAAAGCAUUAAAGAAGUGUUCAAAUUACUGAUGGAAAAGGCAAAGAAUCCAAGAGCAAAGAUCAAUGAACCCUUUAUGCCGCGCAGAUUGAGUGAACAUUCCCUGGAGGUGCAAUCCCAGGCAGAGGUCAGUGCCGAUAAAACUAGUGAAAAUGGGAGCAAGUUUAGUCGAACCAGAAGUCUUAUUCGCCGAGGAAGUAAGCCAAAGAUUCGAAAGUCUCACGCCCGCUCCCAUCACAGACAGGACUGUGGUAUUUCUUAGACAUUUCUGAUUAAAUAGCCCUUGACAAAUGAAAGACAAAAGCUGUUUAGCGUAUUCUAGCGAUUUGGACAAUACGUACUAUGUGAUUUAUUUUGAUGACAAGUAAUCAAAUGUAUGCACCUAUAAGCUUUCUAGGAAACUUUUUUAAAUCAUUUAAUCAAGAUUGGAACUGUUAUUGGAAUGCAAUAGUUAUCCAGAUUAAUUAAGCAUAUUUAGAAUAUUUCCAGCUGUGAUAUUAGACCCUUGAUUGACUAGUUUCAGUAAGUUUAACAAUAUUGUCGUGGUUACAUGAAACAUUAUACUAAGUAAACUAAUGUCCUUCUCUACAUUUUAUAUUUAAUAAGUGGUAUAUUUUAUUUUAUACCAUCGUUUCAGUUUAACACAAUAUCUUGCUACCCUCAAAAACAGUAUAAUUCUUUUCAAACGGCAGUGGGUUAAGUUAAAUGUACACUAUGUUCGCUAAAUAUUGUGUUCUUAUUUUUCUUUUAUUGUGCAAAAGAUUGACUGCUGUGAAAAAUUGUUGUUGUGUGUCCAAACUUUGGGCUUUCAGAAACAUAAGGCCGUCUAUUCUCGUGCAAAGUACUAAAUUACAUUAGACUAGAGCUUAUAUUACUUUUGAAAGUCUUUAACAAAUUAGAAAUGUUGACACGAUUGCUAACGGCUAUUAAUUAUAUUGCGUUCUAGUUAAUAUUUUAAUGUUUUAUAUAUCAACAGGCUCAUCUCACAAAGAAAUUAUAUCACACUGUAUCUUGCAUUAGACGAACAUGGAUGACUUUUCAGCUAUCUAAUAUGAUGUGAUCAUAAACAGAAAACUGUCGUUAUGAACUAUGCGUUAGCCAAGUUCAAAAAUAUAGAUUGUAAUUAGAAAUUUCGCUAAAACCACAUUUCUUUGUAUUUAACAAUCCAUAGUUCAACUUAACCAACAACCAGUCUCCAUAAAGAACUAACAGAUAUGCAUGGGUAAUCAUGCACUAUUUUACAUUUGAUGAAUAGCAACAUAUAAGUAGACUUUUUGUUUAAAACACCCAUAAAUUAUUUUGCAUAUUAACUAUACAUAUUAAAUAUAUAUUGCUUGUUAACUUAAAAACAUGAACUUAAUAGAGUUUGGCUUGAAUAGUAAUAUUGAAGAUACAUAAUAUACAAUAUAAAUCUGUCUUAAAGAGUAUUUAUUUAUAACUCAUACAUUCGGCAUUGUUUUUGACCACCGCAUAUCAUUGGAAGAUGUUGCAAAAACCAUAUCAACCUUAUUUCGUUUCUGAUCAUUAACUUGAUGAUAAAUAGCUUAAUAGCUGUUUCCUUGUCUGGUUACAUCAUAUUACAUUUCGAAUAUUAAAACUUCC
Molecule: messenger RNA, 2800 nt
Organism: Mya arenaria
Lineage: Eukaryota; Metazoa; Mollusca; Bivalvia; Myida; Myidae
Product: GTP-binding protein Di-Ras2-like
Exons: 2
Coding region: 729-1460 (243 amino acids)
Molecular function (GO): GTPase activity; GTP binding
Source: RefSeq, a predicted model, not a curated record